ACCAGCGGACGGAGGGCGGGUGACUGUCGCUGGGCGGCGGGCGGCGGCGAUGGCAACGGCGAUGGCAGCAACGGCAGCAGAGCGAGCGGUGCUGGAGGAGGAGUUCCGCUGGCUGCUGCACGACGAGGUGCACGCAGUGCUGCGGCAGCUGCAGGACAUUCUCAAGGAGGCCUCUCUCAGAUUCACUCUGCCAGGCUCAGGCACCGAAGGGCCUGCCAAGCAGGAGAACUACAUCCUAGGCAGCUGUGGCACAGACCAGGUGAAGGGCGUGCUGACUCUGCAAGGGGACGCGCUGAGCCAGGCGGACGUGAACCUGAAGAUGCCCCGGAACAACCAGCUGCUGCACUUCGCCUUCCGGGAGGACAAGCAGUGGAAGCUGCAGCAGAUCCAGGAUGCCAGGAACCACGUGAGCCAGGCCCUUUACCUCCUCACCAACCGAGAUGAGAGUUACCAGUUCAGGACGGGCGCAGAGGUUCUCAAGCUGAUGGACGCCGUGAUGCUGCAGCUGACCAGAGCGCGCAACCGGCUCACCACCCCGGCCACGCUGACUCUGCCUGAGAUCGCCGCCAGCGGCCUCACAAGGAUGUUCGCCCCCGCCCUGCCCUCUGACCUGCUGGUCAACGUCUACAUCAACCUCAACAAGCUCUGCCUCACGGUCUACCAGCUGCACGCCCUUCAGCCCAACUCCACCAAGAACUUCCGCCCCACUGGAGGUGCCGUGCUCCACAGCCCCGGGGCCAUGUUCGAGUGGGGCGCACAGCGUCUGGAGGUGAGCCACGUGCACAAGGUGGAAUGUGUGAUCCCCUGGCUCAACGAUGCCCUGGUUUUCUUCACCGUCUCCCUGCAGCUCUGCCAGCAGCUCAAGGAUAAGAUCUCCGUGUUCUCCAGCUACUGGAGCUACAGGCCUUUCUGAGCAGAGCACCCCAGGACCCUGUCCCCCGGGGAAAUGGCCCCUGCCCAGGGGCUCCUGUCCCCCCACACACACCCCUCAGAGUGCCGGCCAGAGCCGGGCCCUGCGGGCUAUUUAUUUCCCUCUUCGCCCGUCCCGCCUGUCACAUGUGCACAGAUGGUAAUGACCAGGGGGACUGCUGGGAGGGAGGAUGCUGGCUUGCUUUCUGUUUGGGAUGGGAGGGUCAGGAAGGCGGCCAGAGGUGGAACAUGAGGUGGCCCACAUUCCGAGCCCUACAGCAGGAACCUUUAGACUCAGGGUGGGGCCAGGCCCAGGGUUCUCCUUCCUCCCCAUGGAGCUGCCCUGCCUGCCCAGCC
Ceratotherium simum simum (southern white rhinoceros) is the source of this 1266-nucleotide messenger RNA. It is a transcript of the gene ROGDI, whose product is annotated as rogdi atypical leucine zipper. The record is from RefSeq and is a predicted model, not a curated record. Gene Ontology annotation, cellular component: RAVE complex. NCBI's taxonomy places the organism in Eukaryota, Metazoa, Chordata, Mammalia, Perissodactyla, Rhinocerotidae.